Messenger RNA from Oppia nitens, 1216 nucleotides. RefSeq names its product G-protein coupled receptor Mth-like. Lineage: Eukaryota; Metazoa; Arthropoda; Arachnida; Sarcoptiformes; Oppiidae. Gene Ontology annotation, cellular component: membrane. The annotation marks the transcript as partial. The transcript has 3 exons. The record is from RefSeq and is a predicted model, not a curated record. Gene Ontology annotation, molecular function: G protein-coupled receptor activity. Gene Ontology annotation, biological process: cell surface receptor signaling pathway; G protein-coupled receptor signaling pathway.
CAUAACAACAACAACAACACUAACAACAAUAGUGGUUGGCUAUUGUAUACCAAUCAUACAGCUACCGGUGCUGGUGUCGGUGGUAGUGGUGGUAAUCAUCUUAUUGAUGGUGAUAAUCAAUUAGCACAUAAUUCCAUAUAUAAUAUACACAGUUAUGUUGUUUGCUAUAAUCGCUCUCAUCUAACGUUUUCAUCGCUACAACAGCUAAGCCUUCAGAUAUGUAUGACAGCAUCGAUACUCAGUUUCAUAAUACAGCUGUCGGUCUACGGGUUUGUACCGAAACUGCAGAGCCUUCCCGGCAAAUGUCUGAUGUCGUUAUCAUUGUCUUUAUUGGUGACCAAUUUAUUUCUCAUACUAUCCUAUCAUACGGAAACAUCGCGCGACAAUCUAUGGUGUAUUGUUGUCGGCAUCGGUCGACACUAUUUCAUAUUAGUAGCAUUUUGCUGGAUGUCGGUACUGGCCUUUGAUACCCAUUGGACGUUUCAUCAGCCAAACCGAAACCAACUGUCCACAACAGUUAAAGGUUACCACAAGAGGACCUCACUGUUCAUCAAAUACUCGGUCUACUCGUGGCUGACACCGGCCAUAAUCGUGGGCAUUGCAAUCGGCGCCGACUAUACCGUAGCCGGCGAUUCGGCACUCAAACCCCUAUACGGCCAACUAGUUUGCGGAUUAUCACAGUUUUUUGCAAUACUAAUGUGGUCGACCAUACCCUGCUGUCUGAUAAUGUUUGUCAACAUUAUACUGUUUGCCAAAACCCUACAAAAGCUGAACCGUAUUACCGGUGAGACCGAACUGGCCAACAAAGCGACAUUCAGGGAACGAUUUAUGUGGUGUUUUAAACUAUCGAUAUUGUUGGGCAUUGCCUGGGUCAUUUAUUUUAUAUCGAGUUUUAUAUGCGAAAUCUGGUUCCAGUAUUUUGCCCAACUAUUCCUGGCCUGUCAGGGCCUGUUCAUACUGGCCAUAACAACGCUCAAAAAAUCUGUAUACGAGUCCCUCAAGCGUCGGGUGUUUUAUCUGAGAAAUCGCGGUAUUCAUAGACAACAGUCAAGUAAACGAUCAUUUCAGGCGUCGGCGUCCAUCAAAACGCUACCCGUUUUCUAGUUCAGGGGUUGAUAUUAGACCCCUCCAGUCAACCCACCCAUCCGGGUGGGUGAGGGUUGGAUUAGGGGUAUUUCCCUAAUAUCGAUUGGGUUAGGACAGGGACAGACAGACA